Messenger RNA from Portunus trituberculatus (swimming crab), 1331 nucleotides. RefSeq lists its product as uncharacterized. Lineage: Eukaryota; Metazoa; Arthropoda; Malacostraca; Decapoda; Portunidae. The coding region runs from base 48 to 773 and encodes 241 amino acids. The record is from RefSeq and is a predicted model, not a curated record. The transcript is spliced from 5 exons.
UCGGCCUGGAAGUUCAGUGUCUCCAGGUCAACGCUGCUCAACGGAGAAUGAUACGGCACGUCUUAGCGGUAGUGUUGCUGGUGGCUGCGGCAGAAAGGCAAGACAGCGUCAUUCAUGAUGAGAUGCCGCGGGACGUCGAGGGGAAGAUAAGAGUAGUGGCUGGACAGGCACAGGUGAUGAUGCAGAUUGAAUCUCAUCCUCGAGGGAGGCCCUUUGUAGUAAAGGCUGCCUCUGAUGCUGUCCAGGCUGUGCUCAUCACUCAUGGAUUUCACCAGGGACAGCAUCUGUUCCCGUUCCUGAAUCGGCCUAUGCAGCCGGAAAUUUUGUUACCAAGUCCUCAUCUGCCAGCCUCCUGCGGCCCCGUCAUUGUUUCACUGGAGCACGACACAUUUCGUGGCCGAGCCUACCACUUCUCCUGGUGUCACCACGCGGGCCAGCUGUACACACACCAGCAGUCGGCCGCUUACUGCCACACCCUCGCCCAACACCAGCCAUUGCAAUUUGAGGUGCUAAGCCUUGAGGAUCCGGAAGAACAACAUUUCGUCUCCCAAAUACUUGAAACCCAUCAAAUAGCAUCCGUGUGGACCAAAGACUACAGCAGUUCUGCACCUUACAACUUAGACUUUUACAUUGACAAAUCGAGUAGCUCUCAGCCUGGUGAGGACUGCUUGGCGCUGGAGGCUGGCCUGUUAUCUCGCCACAGCUCUGCCCUGCACGAAAAUAAUUGUUUAUUGCCUAAGACUGUCAUCUGUGAGGCAAAUCAAUUGAUGUAAUGUGAUCGAUCACUCUCCACCUUCUAUUCUUACUUCGGGUGGUUUUGAUUUUGAAUAGAUAGAUAAAAACAUCGGUGCCUUUCCAUGAACAUUUACUAGAGAAUCUUGUCUUCUGUCUGGCUUUAGAUAUUGUCGUAAUAACAUGUUUACUGGCUAAUUAAGAGAAAAUACUUCAUCUCGUUUACUGGCUCAACAGAAAAUUUGAUCUUGACAAUUUAAUACGUAUUUGAAUUUGACAAUAAACACAAAUACGUUCCUUCUAUCGCCAGAUGAUCAUAUCCACGCCUAUUCUGUUGUCAGACUGAUCAUGCUAUGUGUCCAUGAGGUGUACGGGAAGUCAUACAUAAACAUGUUUCUGUGAACCUUAAACCGAGAACUGCCCUGGGAUAACCUCUGUAUUUAUUGGCUUACUUCUCCCUGUAACGAUUCGACCUCGGGCGCUUCACCGGUUUAAAAAAAUGUUUAUACAUUUCCAUACAGAAGUAUUUGUUUCGCACUGCUGUUAUAGUAAAAACAAAAGGUCACUAUCAACAUCACUGUUCUCAUAUGUUAAAUUAA